GCCGCGAUGUUUUUCGUGGCAAAAUCAAUGCCCAGCAUCCGUCCGUAGAAUAGCCAAAGCUCCCCUUCUCACUGUCGAUCCCAAAACCCCCCUCCCACUCUUCGUCCUUUUCCUUCCCAGAUCCACCUCCCAGAUCUGCCGGUGGGGGCAUGGCUUCCCCCUCCCCGGAAGCCGCCGCCGACUCCCGGCUGACCAGCCUCCUCAUCCCCGCCCUCGAGAAGAUCAUCAAGAACGCUGCCUCCUGGCGCAAGGGCCACUCCAAGCUCUCCCACCAGUGCAAAUCCCUCAUCGACAAGCUCUCCUCGCCGAGCACCACCGCUUCUUCCUCCGCCGAGCCCCCCUCCCCUAAUUCCUCCUCCUCCCUCCCCGGCCCCCUCCGCGACCUCUCCCUCGCCGACUCCGAAUCCAUCCUCUCCCCUCUCGUCUCCGCCCUCUCCUCCGGCUCCCCCAAGAUCGUCGAGCCCGCCCUCGACGUCGUUCAGAAGCUGAUCUCCCACUCCUACCUCCACGGCGAGGCCGACCCCUCCGCCGGCCCCGACGCCCGCCUCCUCGCCCAGCUCGUCGACGCCGUCUGCAAUUCCCUCUCCCCCGGCACCGCCGGCUCCAGCGACGAUGCCUUGGAAUUACUCGUCCUAAAAACUCUCCUCUCCGCCGUCACCUCCACUACCCUCCGCAUCCACGGCGACGCCCUCCUCCACGUCGUCCGCACCUGCUACGAUCUGUACUUAGGGAGCAAGAAUUCCGUCCACCAGACCACCGCCAAGGCCUCCCUCAUCCAGAUGCUCGUCAUCGUCUUCCGCCGCAUGGAGGCCGACUCCUCCACUGUCCCCGUCCAGCCCAUUGUCGUCGCGGAGAUGAUGGAGCCCGCUGACCGCUCUACGCCCGCCAAUGCCGCUGCGGACGUUAGCUUUGUCCAGGGGUUCAUUACCAAGAUUAUCGGCGACAUCGACGGCGUGCUGAACCCGUCAACGCCGCUGAAUAGGACCACUUCUUCCACCGCGGGGAGUGGGGCACAUGACGGGGCGUUUGAAUCUACAGCGGUGGAGAGCACGAAUCCGGCAGAUCUGCUGGAUUCGACUGACAAGGAUAUGUUGGACGCCAAGUAUUGGGAGAUCAGCAUGUACAAGACGGCACUGGAAGGGAGGAAGGAUGAGUUGGGGGUGGACGGGGUGGCGGUGGAGAGGGAGGACGAUGCGGAGGUGCAGAUCGGGAAUAAGCUGAGGAGAGAUGCGUUCUUGGUGUUCCGGGCUUUGUGUAAGCUCUCGAUGAAGACCCCUCCCAAGGAUGCGGCAGCAGAUCCUGCGCUGAUGAAAGGGAAGAUUGUGGCUUUGGAAUUGCUCAAGAUCUUGUUAGAGAAUGCUGGAGCUGUGUUCAGGACCAGCGACAGGUUUUUAGGUGCUAUUAAGCAGUAUCUAUGCCUCUCACUUUUGAAGAACAGUGCUUCAACUCAUAUGAUUGUUUUUCAGCUGUCUUGUUCAAUUUUUAUGAGCCUGGUGUCAAGAUUUAGACCUGGAUUAAAGGCAGAGAUAGGAGUCUUCUUUCCCAUGAUCGUUCUUAGAGUUUUGGAAAAUGUUGCUCAGCCUAAUUUCCAGCAGAAGAUGAUCGUGCUUCGAUUUUUGGAGAAGCUGUGUGUAGAUUCUCAAAUCUUGGUUGAUAUAUUCAUUAAUUAUGACUGUGAUGUCCACUCAUCAAACAUAUUCGAAAGGAUGGUAAAUGGCCUACUUAAGACUGCUCAAGGGCCGCCUCCAGGUGUUUCUACUACAUUAGUACCACCACAGGAUACUGCCAUGAAAAGUGAAGCAAUGAAAUGCCUAGUGGCAAUUUUGAGAUCCAUGGGAGAUUGGAUGAAUAAGCAACUUAGAAUACCAGAUCCUAAUUCUCCUAAAACAGAAAUAGAGGAGAAUGACGCUGAAAGUGGAAAUGAACUCCCACUAACAAAUGGCAAUGCAGGAGAGGAAACUGCUGAGGCAACCGAUUCACAGUCUGAAGCAUCAAAUGGGAUUCCAGAAGCAGUAUCAAUUGAACAGCGUAGAGCAUACAAGCUAGAGCUUCAGGAAGGUAUUUCUCUUUUCAAUCGAAAGCCCAAGAAAGGAAUUGAGUUCCUUAUCAAUGCGAAGAAGGUAGGUGACUCACCAGAGGAGAUAGCUGCUUUCCUUAAAAGUGCGUCCGGCUUGAACAAGACCUUGAUCGGUGAUUAUUUAGGAGAGAGGGAGGAGCUAUCCCUUAAAGUCAUGCAUGCAUAUGUAGAUUCAUUCGAUUUUCAAGGGAUGGAGUUCGAUGAAGCAAUUAGAGCCUUCCUCCAAGGCUUUAGGUUGCCUGGUGAGGCACAGAAGAUCGAUCGGAUCAUGGAGAAAUUUGCUGAGCGUUACUGUAAAUGCAACCCGAAAGUCUUUACUAGUGCAGAUACAGCUUAUGUCCUUGCUUAUUCGGUGAUAAUGCUUAAUACUGAUGCCCAUAACCCUAUGGUCAAAAACAAGAUGUCCCCGGAUGACUUCAUUAGAAAUAAUCGUGGUAUUGAUGAUGGAAAGGAUCUGCCUGAAGAAUAUAUGAGAUCCUUGUAUGAAAGAAUUUCCAGAAAUGAAAUCAAGAUGAAAGAAGAUGAUUUUGCACCCCAACAACAGCAAGCUACAAAUUCAAACAAAAUCCUUGGGUUGGAUAGCAUAUUGAAUAUUGUUAUACGCAAGCGUGAUUCACCUAUGGAGACGAGUGAUGAUCUCAUUAGGCACAUGCAAGUGCAGUUCAAAGAAAAGGCUCGGAAAACUGAGUCUGUGUACUAUGCGGCAACAGAUGUGGUGAUCUUGAAGUUCAUGAUUGAGGUAUGCUGGGCUCCUAUGCUUGCGGCGUUCAGUGUUCCUCUUGACCAGAGUGAUGAUGAAGCAAUAAUAUCCCAAUGCCUUGAAGGAUUUCGCUGUGCCAUCCAUGUAACAGCAGCUAUGUCCAUGAAGACUCAAAGAGACGCCUUUGUUACUUCGCUUGCAAAGUUUACGUCGCUCCACUCUGCUGCAGAUAUCAAGCAGAAAAAUAUUGUUGCUAUUAAGGCAAUUCUUUUGAUUGCAGAUGAGGACGGUAACUACUUGCAAGAAGCAUGGGAACAUAUUUUGACAUGCGUUUCUCGAUUUGAACAUCUGCAUCUUCUUGGGGAAGGCGCUCCGCCAGAUGCUACAUUUUUUGCUGUACAGCAAACGGAGCUUGACAAAUCGAAGCAGGCCAAGCCAUCAAUACUUCCCGUUUUAAAAAAGAAGGGGCCUGGGCGAAAUGCUAAUGCCACAUCAACUGCCAGAAGGGGUUCCUAUGAUAGUGCUGGUGUUGGUGGUUUUGCUUCUGGUGUAGUUACCUCUGAGCAAAUCUCCAAUCUUAACUUGUUGGAGCAAGUUGGCAUUGCUGAAAUGAAUCGUAUAUUUGUUCGGAGCCAAAAGCUGAAUAGUGAAGCUAUAAUUGAUUUUGUCAAAGCUCUUUGUAAGGUUUCAAUGGAAGAAUUGCGUUCUGCAUCUGAUCCUAGGGUUUUCAGUCUGACCAAGAUCGUUGAGAUUGCGCAUUACAACAUGAAUCGCAUUAGGCUUGUUUGGUCAAGCAUUUGGCAUGUUUUGUCUGACUUUUUUGUGACCAUUGGUUGCUCGGAAAAUCUUUCUAUCGCAAUUUUUGCUAUGGAUUCCCUGCGGCAGCUGGCAAUGAAGUUCUUGGAACGGGAGGAGCUGGCCAAUUACAAUUUCCAAAACGAAUUUAUGAAACCUUUUGUUGUUGUCAUGAGGAAGAGCAGAGCAGUUGAAAUUAGAGAAUUAAUAAUCAGAUGCGUCUCUCAAAUGGUGUUGACUCGUGUCAGCCAUGUGAAGUCCGGAUGGAAAAGCAUGUUCAUGGUAUUUGCAACCGCAUCAUAUGAUGACCACAAAAACAUUGUACUUUUGGCCUUUGAGAUCAUUGAGAAAAUUUUACGGGACUACUUUCCCUACAUAACUGAAACCGAAACAACCACCUUCACGGAUUGUGUUAACUGUCUAAUUGCAUUCACUAAUAGUAGGUUUAAUAAGGAUAUUAGCUUGAAUGCAAUUGGGUUUCUACGGUUCUGUGCAGCAAAGCUUGCAGACGGGAACAUUGGCUCAAAAUCAAAGGAGAAGGUCUCCUCAAGUAGUGGGCCAUCUUCACCGCAUAUUGUGAAGGAUGGAAAACCAGAUAAUGUGCUGUUCAUUGAUAAAGAUGAUCAUCUCCAUUUUUGGUUCCCAUUGUUAGCAGGUCUGUCUGAACUUACGUUUGACCUAAGACCUGAAAUCAGAAAAAGUGCCUUGCAGGUGUUAUUUGAUACAUUAAGAAAUCAUGGCCAUCUUUUCUCAUUGCCUUUAUGGGAAAAAGUGUUUGAUUCAGUCCUCUUCCCAAUAUUUGACUAUGUAAGGCAUGCUAUUGAUCCUUCUGGAGGGUCUUUACAAGGGCAAGGUUCCGAAAAUGACACAGCCGAACUAGACCAAGAUGCGUGGCUUUAUGAAACAUGCACGCUGGCCCUUCAGCUUGUCGUGGAUCUCUUUGUUAAUUUUUACGAUACGGUAAAUCCGCUGUUGAGAAAGGUGCUCACAUUGCUGACUAGCUUUAUCAAGAGGCCCCACCAAAGCCUUGCUGGAAUUGGAAUCGCCGCAUUUGUCCGAUUGAUGAGCAGUGCAGGGUCGGUCUUUGUUGAUGACAAGUGGCUAGAGGUGGUUUUGUCUUUGAAAGAAGCUGCAGCAGCAACACUUCCUGAUUUCUCGUACAUUUCUUCUGGAGCUUACCUUGAAAGUGUACAAAGAGGUGAAGGGAAUUUAUCCUUUAGGAGAAGUAAUGAGGAAUCUAGGGUUUCAGAAGACGAGGAUGAAUUGGAAGGGGCGGGAUCAAGGAACCUGUACUUUGCUAUCAGUGAUGCAAAGUGCCGUGCUGCUGUUCAGCUUUUACUUAUUCAGGCCGUAAUGGAAAUAUACAACAUGUACAGAGCACAGUUAUCAGUACAAAACACAGUCGUACUCUUUGAAGCGUUGCACGUUGUAGCAUCUCACGCCCACAAGAUAAACAGCGACAGCGACCUCCGGUCGAAGCUGCAGGAGCUGGGCUCCAUGACCCAAAUGCAGGAUCCGCCACUGCUCCGUCUCGAGAACGAAUCAUAUCAGCUAUGCCUCACCCUCCUUCAAACCAUAAUCGUUGACCGCCCCCUCAAUGCCGCCGACUGGGAUGUACAAGUUGAGAACCACCUUGUCAACCUCUGCAGGGAAGUCUUACAAGUAUAUCUUAGCGCUGCAAAACCUUCACAACUGCAGCAGAAAGCUCAUUGGCCGAUUCCUGUGGGGUCGGCCAAGAGAAGAGAGCUUGCGGCACGAGCCCCUCUUGUGGUGGCGACUUUGCAAGCUAUAUGUGGUUUGGGGGAUUCCUCCUUGGAGAAAAACCUCUCUCAUUUCUUUCCUCUUCUUGCUGGCCUCAUAAGCUGUGAGCAUGGUUCAAGCGAGGUACAGGUGGCGCUCAGUGAUAUGCUUAGCACGUGGGUGGGCCCGAUCUUGCUUCAGUCAUGCUGAUCCUUGUUAAUGGGGACGAAGAUGCUAUUCAUGAUGAAGGGCUGUUUUGCGCACACGUUGUUGAUCGUUCUAGUUACCUUUUGAUUUGGAAGCUAGGGUUCAGUCAGAAGGAUGCUUCUUGAUGCUUGUAUCCUAGUUCUAGUUUUCUCUAAAAUUUGUCUGUGAUGAUGAAUUUAAAGUUGGUUUAGUCCUUCCUAUUCUUUUUGAUCCCUUGUACUAGUAGUUCCCCAUUGAGUAUUACGGACCUUACUAUUUAUACCUCUAUAUUCAGUUCACCUUUUUGGGCUCAGUGUUUUCAGUAAAGAUAAGAUAAUCAUCAGUUGUAGGAUCACAUCCAGUGUUGAUUAGUUAUAUGUUGUCCAACUGUAUUAUUGAAGUGAAGAGAAUUUGGGAACCUGAUCAUUGUU
Molecule: messenger RNA, 5929 nt
Organism: Ananas comosus (pineapple)
Lineage: Eukaryota; Viridiplantae; Streptophyta; Magnoliopsida; Poales; Bromeliaceae
Product: brefeldin A-inhibited guanine nucleotide-exchange protein 2
Exons: 12
Coding region: 150-5522 (1790 amino acids)
Biological process (GO): regulation of ARF protein signal transduction
Cellular component (GO): trans-Golgi network
Molecular function (GO): guanyl-nucleotide exchange factor activity
Source: RefSeq, a predicted model, not a curated record